AUGUCGAUAGUCAAUGGUGAUACUGACUGCUCAACGAGAAGUUGUGCAUCCACAGUAAACAUAGUUCGCAGGGAAACUCGGCGUGACCCAGACUUACAGGGUAAAGUGGAAUACCUUAUAAAAUGGAAAGGCUGGUCCAUCAGGCACAGUACCUGGGAACCAGAGGAAAAUAUUUUGGAUCCUUUACUAAUUAAAUCUUUCGAAAAAAGACAAGCCAGAGGCGCUCGGAAAGUACAAAACCCUCAAAAACGAAAAAAGGAAUAUGAUAAAGAUUACGAUGAACUUCGGAAGGAAUGUCUCAGCGACAAUGAAACUGAAGUGGAAGAUGAAGAAGAAGAGGAAGAUGAGAAUGACGAAGGCGAGCGGGAGGUCAGUGGAAGCCCCAUCCUCUACGAUGGCCGAAACGACAAACUGGUCGACGAGAAACCUUUUGUGAAACUUGGCAAAACCAGCGGAGAUUUGUGGACAUCUACCGUCGGUUGUAGGACCAACACAGACAAUGCUCUCUCGAGAAGCAAAGCACACAGCAAACAAGACGAAGGCGGCGGCCUUGCUGACAGUGGCGUUGGUGAAGACGGUGGUGAUGACAGUGGCGGUGGUAGUGGCGGUUAUGGUACUGGUGGAUUCGACGAUGCUGAGGAAUUUAGCGGCGCUAACAUUCAUGAUACUACUACUACUACCAAUACUACUAAUACUACAACUACUACUACUACAACUACAAAUAGUGUCACCACUACUAUCACCAAUAGUAACAAGACGAACAUUACUAAAAGCAUCGCUAACGACAGCAAUAACAGUAGCAACGCACACCACCACAACCACCAUCACCACCAUCACCACCAUCAGCACACGACUAAGAACUCCGUGCACCAGAAUAAUAAAACUACUAACUCUAGUAAUAAGCAUAUUUUGAGCUUUAACAACAAGACUAACCACAGUACUAACGACAAUGGCUACCACAAACUGUCCGGUGUGGGUGAGGAUAAGAAAGAGAAGGGGAGGAAGCAGUCGUUGGGGUUGGGUUAUUCCCCUGCAGUGGCGGAAGAUUUAGAGGAGGAUGAGGAGACGGAGAAGGAGGGCGGUGGAGAAGGAGGAGGGAAGGAGAAGGAAGAGGAGGACGGGAACGAUUCCGCCCAAACGGAAAUAGACGAAGGGGAGGCGGAGGACGAGGGGGAAGAGGAUGAGGCGGAGGGGGAAGAGGAAGACGAGGACGACGACGAUGUUGACGGUGUUGAUGAUGAUAAUGAUGGUGAUGAUGAUGCUGAUGUUGGUGAGGUUUACAAAGGGGAGAAGAAGAGCUCGAAAGUGGAAAGGCCGGCCACCGAGAAGACGCAUUGCUAUUCUGCUAAGAGACCCACGUCCAGCGACUAUAAGGCGCAUCUGACGUCGCAGCGCCUGCGUACUUCAAACGGACAUGGGGACAGCGGUAAUAGUAGAAGUUGUAGACGAAACCGGAAGCGAUCCAUCAGGGAGCAUCGCCAACAACGUAGUAACGGGCGAUAUAGGUAUUAUAGUAGCGAUGAUGAUGACGAUGAUGACGAUGAUGAAGAUGAUGACGAUGAUGAUGAUGAAGUCGCUGCGAAAAGCUCUUUCGAAGGUGUGAACCGUAUUAGUAAUAAUACUAUUAGUAGUAAUACUAUUACCAAUAACAAUCGCAGUAGUAGUAGUAGUAUUUGUAGUAAUAAUACUAGUAGUUAUAAUAGUAAACAUAGUAGUAAUAUUAGUAGUAGUAUUAAUAGUAGUAGUAAUAACAAUAAUAAUAAUAAUAGUAGUAGUAGUAGUAAUAGUAGUUUACAUAGAAAUAACAGUGACAGUUCGAAAACACAUCACCAUCACCAUCAUCACCACCACCACCACAAUAACAGUCACAAUCACAACAGCCAACAGCAUCAUCAUCAUCACCACAACAAUCAUCAGAACCACAAACGCACAACAUAUAACAGUACAUGUAGCAAUUAUAUCGAUGAUAGCACCACCACCACAACCAACAACAACAACAAUACUACAAGCUUCACCAACAGCAGCAUCAGCAGUAACAACCAGCAGCAACACCCUUAUAAUAAUCACAGUAAUAGUGGUAGUAACAGUAAAGAAAACAUAGACAAUGUUUUGAAAGCUAAAAAUGGUAAGCAACAGCACUUAGAAACUUCUGACCGUUAUUCGAAUAAAUCCAAUUGGAAUCGAUCGCCGUCUCCGUCAGCGGUUAUCAAGAAAGCUAAGUACUGUAGCAGACGACAGGAAUACUGCAGUAGACGACAAGUGUGGUAUCCACCGACAGGCGGCAUCCCACUCGAAGUUCUUGUCACUGAUGUUACGUAUAAAUGUUUGACAGUAACAUUCGUUGAAUGUGAAACAGAAAAAGGUUUCUUUAAGAAUUCAGAAUGAUUCUAGUUUUGAAACUAAAAAAAAAAAAAAAGCUACAAAAAAAAUUAAAAAGCACGAAAAAAUAC
Octopus sinensis (East Asian common octopus) is the source of this 2450-nucleotide messenger RNA. RefSeq lists its product as uncharacterized. The transcript is spliced from 5 exons. The coding region runs from base 1 to 2385 and encodes 794 amino acids. Lineage: Eukaryota; Metazoa; Mollusca; Cephalopoda; Octopoda; Octopodidae. The record is from RefSeq and is a predicted model, not a curated record.